This is a messenger RNA of Acipenser ruthenus (sterlet), 4335 nucleotides long. RefSeq names its product LIM/homeobox protein Lhx9-like. The record is from RefSeq and is a predicted model, not a curated record. Gene Ontology annotation, biological process: neuron differentiation; regulation of transcription by RNA polymerase II. The transcript has 5 exons. Gene Ontology annotation, cellular component: nucleus. The coding region runs from base 451 to 1443 and encodes 330 amino acids. Gene Ontology annotation, molecular function: RNA polymerase II transcription regulatory region sequence-specific DNA binding; DNA-binding transcription factor activity, RNA polymerase II-specific. Lineage: Eukaryota; Metazoa; Chordata; Actinopteri; Acipenseriformes; Acipenseridae.
CAGGGGUUUGAGAAGAGUAUGACAGGUCUUUGUUGCUGAACAGAAAUCAGUGGCAAUUCAAUGAGGGAGAACUCCUCCUACCCAAUUAUCCAAACUGGGCAGGCUUUUGCUCCCUUCACAAAUAGGACAGAGCUCUGAAAUCUAGGCAGUCCUAACCUGACCUUCAAGCACUUGGAACCCCUAAACGAAAUCAGCGACUGCAGAAAAAUACCGACCGUUGUUAUUAUUAUUUGUUCCACCGCUGUUUAGUUUGGUUGCCUUAUUAUCUGGACUACACUUUUGUGCAAGCUCAUUAGCAAGCAACCUCUAUGCUGCGAGUUUGUUUUGUUGUUCUUUGCAUUUUUUUGGUUAAUAGUUUUAAGUUGUACUUAUACUUGCAAAAGUAAGCAUCUGUGUGUAUCUCUUGCUGUAGAUAUUUUUGGAUGAUCAUCUAAUACUCUUGGGGUGUAUAUGGAAGUUGUGGGGUGUAGGACAGAAGAAAACACUUGCACAUUCCGUCCAUCAGCCAUGCUUUUCCAUGGAAUCUCCGGGGAUCAUAUCCAAGGAAUCAUGGAGGAGAUGGAAAGGAGAACUAAAUCGGAAUCUCGCCUGGUCAAGGGGGUUCAGAUGAACGUAAGGGAAACGAGUAUGCCCUCUAUGAGUCUGGAGAAGCCUGCCUUGUGCGCUGGUUGUGGCGGUAAAAUCUCUGACAGAUAUUAUUUACUGGCGGUGGAUAAGCAGUGGCACCUUAGGUGUCUCAAGUGCUGUGAAUGUAAACUGGCCCUCGAAUCUGAACUCACCUGUUUCGCAAAGGAUGGCAGCAUUUACUGCAAAGAGGAUUACUACAGAAGGUUCUCUGUGCAGAGAUGUGCCCGCUGCCACCUUGGGAUCUCGGCCUCGGAAAUGGUGAUGCGCGCACGGGACUCGGUGUACCACUUGAGCUGCUUUACUUGUACCACGUGCAACAAGACGCUGACCACGGGAGACCACUUUGGAAUGAAAGAAAACCUGGUGUACUGCAGGGUCCACUUCGAGACCCUUCUGCAAGGAGAAUACCACCCCCAGUUAAACUACACUGAAUUAGCUGCCAAAGGAGUGGGGUUGGCACUGCCUUACUUUAACAGCACUGGCACGGUACAGAAAGGGAGGCCAAGGAAGAGAAAGAGUCCGGCAAUGGGAGUAGACAUAGCCAAUUACAAUUCAGGUUGUAAUGAAAAUGAGGUUGAUCACUUGGACAGAGACCAGCAGCCUUACCCUGCCUCCCAGAAGUCCAAGCGCAUGCGCACAUCUUUUAAGCACAACCAGCUCCGCACUAUGAAGUCAUACUUUGCCAUCAACCACAACCCUGAUGCUAAAGACUUAAAACAACUGGCCCAGAAAACUGGGCUAACCAAAAGAGUUCUCCAGGGAGAACAAAUCUUGGGGCAUUACAGCCACACUUCCCGACGUUUGAAAAUUCCCUAAAGUAUAAAAAGAAGGGGAAAACUUUGAUCGGAAUUCCUCAGCAUGAAGACAAAGACAUUAUUAGGUUAUGAUAAUUGCAUAUUUAAAACCUUUGAGCCAAAAAUGUAAAAGAGAUUUUUCAAAUACCAUUUCCUGAAUGUUUGAACAUAUGAAGGAAAAAAAAAAAAACAUGUUCUGAUCUGUUCUUACAUAAAUGUAAAACAAGAUACCACCUUUUAUUUGUAUUGGAAUGAAAUUCAUAUAAUUGGAAAAGUUGUAUAUAUAUUAUAUAUAAAGAAAAAAAAAACAGAGCAACCUGGUAGUAACCAGCUGGGGUAACUGCCCUAUUCAAAGAAAGCACAUCCUCAAAAAAAAAAGCACAAUCAUCAUUUGACAGAAACACUUGUACAAAUCCAUUCACAUUUAUUUCAUCAGCUUGCUAAAAAGUAUUUGUCAUAAAUGUCAUCUUUGUAAAGCAUAGCCUCUUUAAAACUCAGUGACAGAAUGUCCAUCAGACAUUGCAGCGCUCUUUCACUGGAAUUUGGCUGUAUUUAAACAAACAAACAAACAAAAAAGAAAACAAAAAUAAAUAAACAGGACUCAUAAUUUGCAUGCACUUUGUUAACAUUUCCCAAGAUGUGUACGUUUCUGUAUGAUGCACUCUUUUUGAUGUCAGCUGUAAAUAAACAUUCAUCAGAAAUUGCUAACUUCAUUAAUGUCAAUAAUACAUUCUAUUUCAAGACAAAUACACAUGUAGGUUCUCAGAAGAAUGAUCUAAAUGCUUCAAUACAUUUUAAAGGUACUUGCUAUUUCCAGCCCUGUGCAUAGAAAAAUAUUUGUAAAUCAUAAAAUAAAAGCAAUGUAGCCCACUAUAUUAUUGCAAAACUGUCUAUGUAAUUAGUGGAGCCAUUGGAUUAUUGUCAGUUAAUUUAAUCUUGCAAAUCAAAAUUAAACAGCAUAGCAUCAUUUGAGCAUGUAGUACAUGCGUGACAAACCUCAUUAAAAAAUGGUGGACAAAAUAAAAAUCAAUGGAACUCACCCCAAACAUUUAUACCUUGUCUGACUGGCCCCCACGCUGACUUGGUUGAGAGUCACAUGCACUGAACACAUGCCUUUAUUGUGUUGCUCUAAUAAGAAUGCUUAAUAGAACAAUGCUUUCAGAUACUGUGAGUUGGCUACCAUGCAUUAUUACAAUAUAUUGUAUAUACCUGGUUGGAGGGCCUGCACAGAGAACAAACAGUUUCAAUGGGGACAACAUUGAUAAGUGUUAAAACCACCACAAUAUAUGUUGCAUAACAAAAUAAAACAUAUACAUUUUGUUGUCUUGACAGAAUUUGUGUGAUCACUAGUUGUAUGUAUUAAUGAGUUUAUCAAUGUAUUAUGAGAAGCGAUAUGGUUUUUCUUACAGUUUGUCCAACUACAUAAAAUAUAGUAACACAGCAAAAUAAAAACAACAUCCACCUAGCAUAAAACACACUUAUCUAUUUUCUUCACCUUAGAAUCUGUAAUCUGUUUCAGACAAGUUAUUUAUUCAAUAUUUCAUUCAACAAAUAGACACAGACUACUAUACUGGGCAAACAUUUCAAUGCAGCCUUUUACACAAGAUUAUAUUUUCAUAACACACAUUACUGGCAAAUUAUAUUUUAAUGAACUUCUAUUAAACUAUUGUAGCUGAAAUCCACGUUCUUUGUCUGUUCAUGUCUGGAAGAAUCCACUAUUGUCUACAACAAUUUAAAAUGAAGACUACAUGAGCCUUUUUAUUAUUGAAGGUUAAUAACUAAAACAUUCAUCAAAAUAAUACCUAUAAACAUUACGUUAAAUUAACAUUAAGCGCAAUAGCUAUAGGAGAUACACACAGAAAUCUAAUGCAAAUGUAGUGCAAAUAAAAUCACAAAUACAAUAACAAUUCAUUUCCACUGUUGGGUUCACUGUCUGUGCAAAGAAUUUAAAAACAAAUCCAUUACAGGGCUCUGUGUUUUACAAGCAUACGCACACAUCACCCUCCCAAAAACAGACAAACCAGCUUUUACUUCUUAAGAAAUAAUAAAUAUUAUUACACUCCUCAUUUCCUGCUUUUCUUUAUGGCAACUCUGGACUUGAAGACUGCAACUAAUGACUGCCUUUUAUACAGCUGGGAGACACUUAAUUGGUAUUUAUUGAUUAAGCACUUGUUCUAUUCAUUUUAUGCUAAAACCUAACACAAUACAACCUUCAAAAUACACAAAUACCAUAUUCUAGAAAUAAUGAUGAGACUGUUUAGAAGUCUGAAAAUGAACCGUGAAAAAAACUAAAACAACAAAGAAACUAUUUAUAAAGAGACUUAAUUGAUAUACUGACAUGGUUUAAUUGCAAUACAGUACCGAUCACUAACCUGCAGUAAACAAAUGGUAGUUUAAACUAAUUGGGUGGAAUUGGUGUUAAAAUAAUUAUUUGAAUAUCCUUUAUUGAAGUACACAAAAUACUGGAAAGGUGGAAAAAUCUGGUGAAGAAAUAAAAAAAGUGUGAGGCUCAUAUUCAUGCGUGAAUAUGGUGCAUCAGGUAAAUAGUGGUAUAAAGGUUUUAAUAAGAAAAUAAUCUUUCUGGACCUGUGACAUAUCACUGGACCUUAUCACUUUGCCCUAGCCAUGAAAGUGUCAUACCACUUUCUCCUAAAUAUAAAAUCAUCUUCAACUGUUGUGUUCUGCCAUGCACUUUGAUGCACAGCAUUAUGCAUUCAUAUUUAGGAGUAAUAUCUACAUUUUUUUCUUUAUUUACAAUAAUUUCCAUAAUAUUUAGAAGGUAGUACACUUUAUUUUUUGUUAUGGUGUGUAGUUCAUUUUAAAGUGGUUUCAUAUUUAUAUUAUACUGCAUUGCUAACUUAAAGGGUACUGUUUUUGUUUAUUUUUGUAGUCAAUAAUCAUUCCAGUAUGAAUU